AUGUCCCUCUCCGAAUUCAGGCGAAAGAAGCUUUUAUACGUUUUCAACGUUUUCUUUGAUGUCAAUCAGAGCGGCACGAUAGAACGUAAAGAUUUCGAGUUGGCUAUAGAGAAAAUCUGCCACCUCCGAGGCUGGAAACCAGGUGACCCCAAACACACUGAAACCCACGAGGUCAUGAUCAAGAUCUGGGAUGGACUCAGGAAGAGGGCUGACUCCAACAAAGAUGGACAGGUGUCUGUCGAAGAAUGGAACUCCAUGUGGAAUGAUUAUGCUCAGAAUCCGUCAGCUGCUCUAAAAUGGCAGCAGCUGUAUGCCCACUUUAUGUUCAAACUGGAAGAUGCCAGUGCUGAUGGGACCAUUGACAGCGACGAGUUCACCACCGUCUGCUCUUCCUACGGUAUCGACCCUCAGGAGUGCAAGGUCGCUUUCAGUAAGAUGGCUAAGGGUAAGAGCUGCGUUUCAUGGGAAGAAUUCCAGGAGCUUUGGAAGGAGUAUUUCUCCACUGAGGACCCCACUGCCCCGGGAAAUUUUAUAUUUGGCAGAACUAGCUUCUAA
Messenger RNA from Arctia plantaginis, 555 nucleotides. The record is from the annotation of a GenBank genome assembly. Lineage: Eukaryota; Metazoa; Arthropoda; Insecta; Lepidoptera; Erebidae.